Messenger RNA from Exophiala spinifera, 1473 nucleotides. RefSeq lists its product as uncharacterized. The record is from RefSeq and is a predicted model, not a curated record. The transcript has 6 exons. The coding region runs from base 1 to 1473 and encodes 490 amino acids. NCBI's taxonomy places the organism in Eukaryota, Fungi, Ascomycota, Eurotiomycetes, Chaetothyriales, Herpotrichiellaceae.
AUGGAGAUCCUCGUCGUCGAUGUUCUUGUCUGUGGAGGCGGCAUGUCGGGGCUGGCAUGUGCUGCAUUUGCGGCGGAGGCCGGAGCGAAGGUUCUGGUUGCUGAGAAACAGGCUCAUGUUGGCGGCUCUUCUGCUUACUCGGCUGGGAUGUUCUGGGGUCCCAAAAGUUACGAAAGCCUAAGAUCUUGGGUGCCGAAUGGCGACAUUGAUCUCCAAAAGGCUUGGAUGUCUGACUAUCUGCCGGCUGUCCAGUGGAUGAGACAGAUGGGAGUACCGACCUCGAAUCGAUUUGGUCCGAUCAUGACGAUUGGAAUCGGGUAUCCCAUCAAAAUCCCGUAUCUUCACGACAUGCACCGGAGACGUAUCGAGAAUAGUGGAACGGCAUCUCAGAUCUUCACCAGCACACAAUUAGUGAAGUUAUUGCAAGAAGACCCAGGAGUUCCCGGCUCCAGGGUCAUCGGUGCGAUUUUACGUCGGACCGAUCUCAAGUCUCCAACCGCCGACUACAUUGAAGUACGCGCAAAGCAGGUUGUUCUGGCCACCGGUGGAUUUCAGGGUUCACCAGAUCUCACGUCGAAACAUCUCGGCCCAGGAGGAGACACCAUUUUUGUCCGCUCUAACAAAGGCUCUGUGGGAGAUGGACUGAAUUCAGCUACUUCGGUCGGUGCAGGUACCAGCCGUGGAAUGGGCACCUACUACGGUCAUUUACUAGCAGCCCCUCUUCGCUCCGAGGAUGUUGAUCCUCAAGAUUACCUCCCCCUGGCUCAAUAUCAAAGUAGGUACUGUCUUUUGAUCAAUGAGGCGGGUCGAAGAUUCGCAGACGAAACCCUAGGUGAUGAGAUCGUCAAUCAGUAUCUAGCAAAGCAGGACAAUCGCCGUGGGUUUCUUCUAUUCGAUGAGCGAACCAGACGGAAACAUUGCGUCUCGGCUCUCUUCCCUAACGCUGGAGACGUGGAUCGCUUAGAGAAAGCCCGGGCACAUGGAUGCAACGUUGCCAGUGCUCCGACUAUAGAAGGCUUGUUGAAGGUACUUCAGGAAUGGGGGGUGGACGGGUUCCAGGCAAAACUCACAAUCGAGCAAUAUCAUCGUGCUUUGUCUCAGGCCGACUCCGGCAUUAUCUUGGACGCCCCAGUGGGAAAGGGAGGUAUCCCUCCAGAAUCCCUUCUUGAUGGCGAAGGUGGAUUCUUUGCCAUGGAAGUUCAGCCUUCGAUCACCUUCAGCUACGGUGGCAUAGCAGUGGAUUCAAAUGGCCAUGCUUUGACUGCUGACAAGACCUCUAUUCCAGGCCUCCUCGUAGCUGGUGUGGAUGCUGGGGGCUUCAGUAACCUGGGAUACGCCGGGGGGCUGGCACUAGCUUUUGUAACGGGGUUCUGGGCAGCGAGGACAAUUGCGAGGGAGCUUGGUUUGAGAGAGCCCAAAUUGCCACCUGUAUCAUCGCACGACCGGGAUCUGUUAGCAGCCGCACGGCUGUAG